UCACUGAACUUUUUCCAAAUAAUCAGUGGGUCCACGGAAGCCUGUUUGGUAAUCGAGGCUCUUCGGGAAACUUCCUACGACCUUAAGGAAGUCCAUGCCCAUAUUAGGUGAAGUCCCCCGAGGCAGUCUGUCGUAUGCAACAGCGUGCGGAUUCGAAGGCGCCGUUAUCUUUGUACAGUACACUGUACGUACAGUAGGUACUCCCUGGCAGAACACCCUACAGGUACUUGGAAAAAGAUUUUACGCAUUCCACGCGCCGCCGUCAUGGCUCAAGCUAAAAUACAAGCUAAAUGCAACGAAGUAUGCGGCAAGUUCAACAGAACUAUGUCCAUGGCGGACCGUGCCGGCCAACUAUUAUCGAGUUUGGACCAGCUGGAGGUGAGGGUGGAGGCUCUACGCGAAACUGCCUCGUCCAUGGAGCAGGAAAGGGAGUGCAUCCUGGAAAUGAUUCAAUCCUUACAGAACAGUCAAGAAAUGCACAACAUCAGUGCCGGAGAGAGAGAAGAGCUAACUUUGACUGCAGACCGACUAAUGGGCCGCACAUUGUCAGUGGAGAUCAACGUGGGCACCAUCAGGAGUAGCCAGCAGGAGGAAGCUCUGUGCAAGGCCACGUCCAUUAUUGACGAAAUCGUGCAGAAGCUGCUGGUCGACAUGACCGAAUCGCGGAGGCGGCUCCUCGCCUUGCAUUCGGCCUGCGUGACAGAGGCGCCGCCCGUGCCCAUCGACCAGAAGUUUCAGGCCAUCGUGAUUAGCUGUGCUCUGGAGGACCAGAAGAAGAUUAAGAGAAGGCUGGAGAUGCUCCUAAGGAGUGUUGGAAAUGCCGAGAAGAAUAUCAAGAUCAUGGAUCAUCAGAAAUUAGAAGAGCCGAAAACUAACGGCAGUCAAUAGGACUUAUUGCCAAAACCUACAAUGUUUUCCACUGUCGAAAACAGUGGUGUCAAACUCAUUUCUCUCGUGGGCUACAUUGUAAUUCGGGUUUCCCUCAGAGGGCCGUUUUGACUGUGAAACAAGAAAAAUGUUUAAUAGUCUUAUCAUGCUUACAUAAUCAAUUUAUGAACCAGAAUCCAAAUCAGCAAUCAAGAGUAACGUGGUUUUCAACUAUUCAUGUUUGGUAACACAAAAUGCUUGUAAUAUCGCAACUUGAAUAUUUAUGAUAUAUGACAAUUUUGAAAUUUUGGUACAAAUUUUUACAAGAAUCAUGGAAAUGGAAACUAUAUUUGGCUUCGCAGGCCACAUAAAAUUAUGCAGUGGGCUGGAUCUGGCCCCCGGGCCUUGAGUUUGACACCUGUGGUCUAAAGCAAACUAUUUCUCAAUGAAUCUAUAUAGGAUUCAUACAUUUGUUUAUAUAAGGGCCAAAAGUAUAGCAUGUAAAAGUGACCUUAUCUACAUUAAGUAUUUAUGACGGUUCAUUUAAAAUCUUGGUGUGUCUGCAUGAAAACGAUACAGGUCGCAUUAAACUGAGGAUUUGAGAUUAUUUGCAAUAAUUCUGUUUGUGUGCAAGUGAAUAAAGUCAACAUUUGAUUUCAUGUUUGAAAGGCAGCUUGUCAUUUUAAGAUUUUAACAAAAAAUGUUUUACAAUGGAUUGUUUUUGGUUUGUUUUUACUGCAGCCUCAAUUUCAAGGAUUACUUUCAUGGAUUCAUUUUUUAUUAAGUCACGGUGGAAUUUACUCGACUGUAAAGAACGCUGGACUUUGUAAAGGAGCACAGUGUUUCUUAGAGAGGAAGAAAUACUGUACAGGGAGUCCUUGGUCUAUGACUGACAUCCGUUUCUAGAGUAGUGACUUAACUCGAAUUGCGAUUUAAGUGGGAUUCCAUCAUGAAAGUCAGAAUUUACAUCAAAAUACUUUGUACAGAAAGCAAAUACAUUGAGAUAAACAAGAUGAUGUACUUAGCAUUACUGCUGAGAGGUGGAUGGAGAAGAAGAGGAGGCUGUGCUUAGCUAUUGCGAAGGAACUUGGUCCUCAAUCCUCUCCAUCUCGACAAGUAUCAAAGAACCUUGUUUUGUGAUCAUUGUAUCCGACAUAAUAACAGAACCCUUCACAUGCGCUAAAAUACGGGCUUUGGCUUUAAUAAUUGUUACCAUGGUCGACGGACUGAAGUUUUGGUGGUGUUGGUGUCUCUCCUUUCUCCAAUCUUUUUAUGAUCUUGAGCUUCAUUUCCAUGGUAAUGAAUUUUCUUUUGGCCGCAGAAGCAUUACUAAAAGACAGCUUUCUUCUUUGUCGCCGUGAAAUUGAAACAGCUUAGGUCAAGACCGUCUUAACCUGAGGACUCACUGUACGGUAUUCCCUUUCCCAGCAGGUUCUACAAAUCUACUCAUUUUCUUCCAAGUCAGUCAAAUAUCAGGGAUUAUUUUCCCCCGUCACUUGAAAGAACACCAUUAAGAUGUACAGUCUACAACUGAGUGUAGGGACUUUAAAUGUUGGGACUAUGACAGGAAAAGCUCAGGAGUUGGUUGACAUGAUGAUUAGGAGAAAGGUUGAUAUAUUGUGCAUCUAAAAGAGCAGGAGGAAAUGUAGUAAGGUUAGAAGUUUAGGAGCAGGGGCUAAAUUAUUUUACCACGGUUUAGAUGGGAAGAGAAAUAGAGUAGGGGUUCUUUUAAAAAGGAAGAGCUGGCUAAGAAUGUCUUGGAGGUGAAAAGAGUAUCAGAUCAAGUGAUGAGACUAAAAUUUGAAAUUGAGAGUGUUAUGUAUGAUGUGGUAAGCGGCUAUGCCCCAUACGUAGGAUGUGACCUAGAGUUGAAAGAGAAAUUCUGAAAGGAACUACAUGAAGUAGUUCUGAGCAUCCCAGACAGAGAGAGAGUUGUGAUUGGUGCAGAUUGUAAUGGACAUAUUGGUAAAGGAAACAGGGGCGAUGAAGAAGUGAUGAGUAAGUAUGCCAUCCAAGAAAGGAACUUGCAAAAAGGAUGGAGAUGGCUGUAGUGAACACUUAUUUUCAGAAGGGGGAGGAACAUAUAGUGACCGACAAGAGCUGAGGUAGAAGCACACAGGUGGAUUAUAUUUUGUGGAGACAAUGUAAUCUGAAGGAGGUUACUGACUGUAAAGAAGUGGUAGGCGAGAGUGUAGCUCGAUAGCAUAGGAUGGUGGUGUGUAGGAUGACUGCUCGUGGGUAAGAAGAUUAAGAAGACAAAGGUAGAGCAGAGACCCAUGUGGUGGAAGUUGAGAAAGGAAGAAUGUUGUGCGGCCUUUCGGAAAGAGGUGAGAUAGGCUCUCGAUGGACAGCAGAAGCUCCCGGAAGACUGGACUACGACAGCCAAGGUGAUCAGAGAGACAGGCAGGAGAGUACUUGGUGUGUCAUCUGGUAGGAAAGGGGAGAAGGAGACUUGGUGGUGGAACCCCAAAAUACAGGGAGUCAUACAAGGAAAGAGAUUAGCGAAGAAGAAGUGGGACACUGAGAGGACUGUGGAGAGGCGAAAGGAGUACAUCGAGAUGCGACUUAGGGCAAAGGUAGAGGUGGCAAAGUCUAAACAAGAGGCAUAUGAAGACAUGUACACCAGGUUGGACACGAAAGAAGGAGAAAAGGAUCUCUACAGCUUGGCCAGACAGAGGGAUAGAGAUGGGAAGGAUUUGCAGCAGGUAAGGGUGAUUAAGGAUAGAGAUGGAAAUGUGUUGACUGGUGCCAGUAGUGUGCUAAAUAGAUGGAGAGAAUACUUUGAGAAGUUGAUGAAUGAAGAAACAGAGAGAAGGAAGAAUAGAAGAGGCAAGUGUGACGGACCAAGAAGUGGCAAUGAUUAGUAAGGGGUAAGUUAGAAAGGCAGUACAAAGAAUGAAAAAUGGAAAGGCAGUUGGUAAUUGUGAAUAUUCUAGGAAGCCUGAAAUGAACAUUAAACAAGAUAAAAGUAUGAAAAACCAUUAGAAAAGGAAAAAAAGUCAUAGAAGAGUAGUAUAAGGAGAAUAUGUUCUUGAAUAUACAGCACUUGUCGGGUAAUUGAUAAUGUAACAAUAUCUACUUUCUAUCCAUUUAGUUUGGGACCUCCCUUGUUAAAAUCCUUUUGCUCAACUACAUUUCUCUGAAUUAUCCUGUUGCGUUCCAGUGAACCUUUGUAAAAGAAACAUUUUCCUGUUUCUUUGCAAACAAUACACUAACUUGUAAUUGCUGAGAACAUUUAGAGCGGGUUGAAAACUAAGGAACAAUCCAUAAGUAAAUUUUGAGGGAACAGCUAUGGUAGUCGUGCAAAAUUUUAGUUGAGAUUUUUUUAUAAUGCCUUGUGAAACCCAAAUGUUUCAAGUUCUCAAGUCAUGUAUGCUCACAUAAGUACUGCUGCGGCAAUAGAAGUGCAAUGAACAUUCAAGGUUUGUAUUUGGAAUGAGGUUUUGCUGAUCGACAUUAAACAAGCAAGCCUGAGAACAAAAGUAAAGAGUCAUUUAUUUCAGUUCUCCCUACAACACCAUGAGAGCUGGAGCACAGCUGUGUGGCACAUAUAGGGUUACAUUUGUUCAAAGUAAAAAUUUACCAAUUGUUAGUUUUCAUCAAGGGCUUAAUGCAAACAUUGUUUUUUUUCUUAGCAAAUGUGAAAAGGUCGAUGAAAUGUCAACAAAAAAAGUCUGCGACACAGAAAUAUCAUACAACACCUGAGUGACAGCACAUAACUACUAUUCAUUUAAAUUUCUGGUUCUUGGGUAUUAUAGCUAACAAUUAUGCUAUUUCACUGAUAAAGUGCGUGAAGUCAAUUCGGUUAAAAAGCAAAAAGGCAAAGUAAAGAAUUGAUUAUGUACAAAUGUGAUGUACAGGCCAUUUUUAGGGGACUAAAGUGUUUUCUUGAGGUUGAUGGACAAAUAUGUAAACAUGGUUAAGGCAUUGUGGCUUUGCAACAAUGGAACAUUCAGUGAUUUGUCACAAAAGGCUUUUGCAUGCAACACAGUCACAGCACUUUCCUUUCAAUAGCACUGUCCAAAGUAUACAUUAGCACUAAUAUUUCAAUGUUGGAUGCCACCACACAUGCGAGAAUCAGUACCAAAAUAAAAUCAAUAAGCAUGCAUGUGUAAUUCGCCAAUGUAUUAUAUAUUCAUUUAAAUACAAUUAAGAAGUGAUUUCACAUUACAAUAUUUAACAGAGGAGACCCUUCUAAAAAAAACACCUUGAGACUAUGUGGUUGUUAGACCACCGUGAGAGAUAAAACAAUCUUCAGUUUUAGAUGGCUUAGUGAAAACUAAGCAUUUCUUUUAAUCGAGAAGAAUUUUAAUUUUUAAUGUUGGAGCACACACAGACAUAUGAAAAUCAACCUUACAAUCCUGAUGGCCAAUUUGUCACUGCACCUCAAUAUUCAAAUAAAGACCACCACGCUAACAAGCCACAACCAAACAAUAUUCGAUACAAACCUCAGCUGUUGAGCUUGAUGUCUGCCAGGCAAGUUUAAGACAUGUGUGGACGAAUUGAUGAUUCAUAAUGGUAAUGCAUUGCUCUAAGUCAUAUCAAAGUAAACAUUAUGUAAAUAACUGCUAUUCAAAACAUCAAUGUCCAAUAGCUGAGUAUGACUUGGGGAACUCAAGUCUGUCUGCCUCCUGUUACAUGACAGACAGGCCAAAUUUGGUAACAAACAAAUGAGUGCACAGUAAAGUACACACGUACCACUAAUAUUGAUUUUUGGUUAUACAACUGCACAAGUGAUUAUCUAAAGAUUACAUUCAAACCUCUGCUGUUUUAAGUAAUUAAUUGGCACCGGGACGCCAUUAACACCUUCAAAUAUCACUCAACACUUCUGUGAAUUGUAUAAAAAUCUAUUUGACCAGCUGCUGAAUUCAUUCCAGAUAACCCAAACCAUAACCUGCUGAGUGUUCAAAUACUCCACUUCUCUUCUAAAUGACAUACAAAGAUAAAAAGCUAAAAUAUGGAAGAGCAACUGCAGUAAAAAAUGAAUCCCAAAUAAAAAAGUUGAUAGGUGGUGAGGUACGAUAAUGGGAAAUUACUCCUUGAAAAAAAGUCAAAAAGUAUGAGCAAAGAUAUUGCGUCGCAUUAUCGAGGAAGAUGAAAACACAAUGAAGAGUAGAAUAGCCUACUGC
This is a messenger RNA of Syngnathoides biaculeatus (alligator pipefish), 5996 nucleotides long. RefSeq names its product BCL2 associated athanogene 2 (gene bag2). The record is from RefSeq and is a predicted model, not a curated record. Lineage: Eukaryota; Metazoa; Chordata; Actinopteri; Syngnathiformes; Syngnathidae. The coding region runs from base 265 to 888 and encodes 207 amino acids. Gene Ontology annotation, molecular function: adenyl-nucleotide exchange factor activity; protein-folding chaperone binding. The transcript is spliced from 3 exons. Gene Ontology annotation, biological process: protein stabilization.